AUGAACGGUCUUCGACAUGCGGCGACAAGAGCGCCUUCUACAGUUCAGUCCGGACCAGUCGCGAGGCUUCCAUAUGGGCGAACGGCUGUCUACAGACGGUUACAGCAGCAGACCCAGAGAUCGAAUCUGCACUCUUUUGUAUCAAACCUCUCCAGAUCGACAAUCACUUCGUACACCACUCCUUUGCGAUCCAAGUUCCUCCCAGAUGAAAUCCAGAUAGCGAGACCAGUUUCUUCAUCCCGAGGUUUCCACCAGGGCUUGAGGCUAGGACAGCAGGAGAAAACCAAGGCCAAGACCGAAGAACCAAAGGAAAGUGCUGCAGAGGGGGAGAGUGCGAAAAAAGCCUCAGGUGAAAGUGGUGAAGAGAAAGCCAAGGACCAAAGCGAAGGCGCAAGUGAGGGUGAAGGGGAGGGCAAGAAGGAAGACAAGAAAGAGGAGGCCGCUCCACCACCACCACCACACGGUGACAAAUCACCAUGGCAAGUGUUCACCGAGACACUACAGAGCGAGUUCAAAGCUUCUAAGGAGUGGAAUGAAUCUACCAAGGCUUUGGCUGCUGGUGCCCAGCAAUUCACUGAGAACGAAUCUGUGAGGCGUGCCAGACAGGCAUACGAGUCGACUACGGGGGCAGUGACAUCUAGUACUGCCAAGGUUUUAAAGACGACGGCUGGCGUUGUGGGCAAGGGAGCUGCUUGGACUUGGGAAACACCUGUUGUUAAGGGCGUACGGUCUACGGUGAACGCCACUGCGAGCGUUAUCGAGAAGGGCACGCGACCAAUUCGAGAAACAGAGGCAUACAAGAAUGUCAAGAACGUUAUCGAUGAUGGUAGCAGUUCGCGAUAUGGUGGGUGGGUAGAGAAGGAGGAGCGACGAAAGGCUAGAGAAUUGCGAGAGCUGAAGGAGGCGCAAGCGAGCGGUCAUGGCAGACGUGCUGAGGUUCCAAAGGAAAAUCCAGAUGCCGGCACAAAUAUAACUGUUCACAAAGACGCUGCCUGGAAAGAAUCAUGGCGAGAAUUCCGCGACUCGAGCAAAAUGAUGCAAUCCCUCUUCUCCCUCAAAUCAGCCUACAAUGAAUCCGAAAACCCUCUCAUCUCGACCGCACGUAGCAUCUCAGACCGGAUCGCUGGAUUCUUUGCUGAAAACGAAACAGCGCUGGUGAUCAAGAAGUUUAGGGAAAUGGACCCCAGCUUCCAGAUGGAGCCUUUCAUCCAAGAAAUGCGAGAAUACAUCUUGCCUGAAGUUCUCGAUGCCUAUGUUAAAGGCGAUACCGAGACGUUACGCCUCUGGCUCUCGGCAGCUCAAUUCCAAGUCUACGAUGCGCUGUCGAAACAAUAUACAACAGCGGGCCUGAAAUCCGAUGGCAGAAUCCUUGAUAUUCGGAACGUCGAAAUUCUGUCCGCGAGGAUCCUUGACCCGGGGGAUAUCCCGGUCUUUAUCGUAACAUGCAGAACGCAAGAGGUGCACGUAUACCGCAAUGCGAAAACGAACCAGCUGGCUGCCGGUAUGGAAGAUAAAGUGCAGCUCGUAACCUACGCCAUCGGUGUUACGAGAGUAGCGGAGGACGUCAACAAUCCCGAGACGAGAGGAUGGAGACUCAUAGAAUUGCAGAAGAGUGGAAGGGAUUACAUUUGA
This is a messenger RNA of Amorphotheca resinae ATCC 22711, 1632 nucleotides long. RefSeq lists its product as hypothetical. NCBI's taxonomy places the organism in Eukaryota, Fungi, Ascomycota, Leotiomycetes, Helotiales, Amorphothecaceae. Gene Ontology annotation, biological process: protein import into mitochondrial matrix. The record is from RefSeq and is a predicted model, not a curated record. The coding region runs from base 1 to 1632 and encodes 543 amino acids. Gene Ontology annotation, molecular function: protein-folding chaperone binding. The transcript has 2 exons. Gene Ontology annotation, cellular component: mitochondrial inner membrane.